Molecule: messenger RNA, 441 nt
Organism: Sphenostylis stenocarpa
Lineage: Eukaryota; Viridiplantae; Streptophyta; Magnoliopsida; Fabales; Fabaceae
Source: the annotation of a GenBank genome assembly
AUGCUAAGUGUGCACCUGCACGCAACUGUUGACGAACAAUAUUGUUUAGAACUGUAUAUGCAUGUUCCGUGGUCUGCGUACCGUUGUAAAAAAACAAUUGGAAGGAGGAAGGAAGGUGUAUUUAGUUCAGAGCAUAAUGGACUCGUUCAAGAAGUUGAACCACCUGAUUUACAGAAACAUAGGGGGGUAGGAGUGGCUUCAAACUUGGUUUUGCUAUAUCCGGUGCUUCUGAAGACAAAAUCAUGUUUUGCUGCAUACUUGUCAGCUCUAGAAACUGAGUCAACACGUCACCAUCAAGUAUCUUGGUCCUUACCCGAAUUUCGCGACUCCGAUACUCAUUAUGAUCAUUUCCUAGAACAGGCGCUGUCAACUGAUGGACAACAAGUCUUUCUUGCACUGCUUCUAAUAGCUCAUAUUCUUCCCUGUACACAAGAUAAAUGA